AUGUCGCCUAUGUCACUACUUUCUUCAAAGCUCUGGUGGAAUGGGCCUUCAUGGCUCGUAGAUGAUGCAUGUUGUUGGCCAAAGGACACUCCAUCAAUGGAACAAGAAAUACCGGAGCAGCGAAAGACGAUUCUCAUUUCAUCUUUUCACAAGUUAAUUCGGAUUACUGCAUACUGUCUACGAUUCAUUAACAAUUGUCAACGUCAUAAAACUAAAUUGUGGGAUCCAAUCGAAGUGCCUGAAUUGGAAAGGGCAACUCAGUGUUUAGUAAAAAAUGUUCAAGCUACAGCAUUUACACAAGAACUAAGGUGUCUUCAACUCAGCAAGCCAUUACCAAGGAAUAGCAAGCUUCUUUCUCUUAAUCCAUUUGUGGAUAAAGGAGGUCAUCCGCUCAUCCGCGUUGGAGAAAGACUUCAGCAUGCGAAGUUAUCAUAUUCAUCAAAACAUCAGCUAGUGUUACCAGCUAACCACCCGUUUACAAAAAUGUUAAUUGAACGAGAGCACAUAAGACUUCUCCAUGGUGGAGCACAGAUGACUUUAGCCUCGGUUCGACAAAGAUAUUGGCCAGUAAACGGUCGCAGAAUUGUUCGACAAGUCAUUCACAAGUGCAUAAGAUGUUUUAAAACGUCUCCAAAGUCAAUCCAACAAAUUAUGGGCAAUUUACCUGAGCAGCGAGUUCAACCUUCUCGACCAUUUUCCAAUGUAGGAAUAGAUUUCUGUGGACCAUUCAGUGUUCGAGAGUCAAAGAGAUCAGAAGAAGGCAUCAAGUGGCAUUUCAUUCCUCCGAGAGCUCCAAAUUUCGGUGGAAUUUGGGAAGCCUCAGUCAAGGUUUUUAAAACACAUUUAAAGAAGGUUGCUGGUGCAUCCUCAUUGACACUUGAAGAAAUGCAAACUCUUACUGUACAAAUCGAAUCCGUUUUGAAUUCCCGUCCUUUAAUUAGUUUGUCCAACGAUCCUAACGAUUUAUCCUAUCUCUCUCCGGGGCACUUUCUUGUUGGAGACGUUCUUACCACCAUUCCAGAGACCACAUUGCAACACAUACCAGAGAAUCGAUUGAGUCGUUGGCAACGAGUAGAGAAGAUGAAGCAACAUUUUUGGAACAGAUGGUCGAAGGAUUAUCUGAAUCAACUGCAACAAAGAAAUAAGUGGCAAAAACAAAGGAUUCCCAUUCAACGAGGAGAUUUGGUUCUCAUUCGAGAAGACAACAUUCCUCCUUUGCACUGGCCUGCCGGACGAGUUCACGAGGUUCAUCCAGGAGAGGAUGGCGUCAUUAGGGCAGCUACCAUCAAGACUUCCAAGGGACUAUUCAAGAGAUCAGCCAACCGGUUUUGUUUGUUUCCGACCAAAAAAGACUAG
This is a messenger RNA of Wasmannia auropunctata (little fire ant), 1356 nucleotides long. RefSeq lists its product as uncharacterized. Lineage: Eukaryota; Metazoa; Arthropoda; Insecta; Hymenoptera; Formicidae. The coding region runs from base 1 to 1356 and encodes 451 amino acids. The transcript has 3 exons. Gene Ontology annotation, molecular function: nucleic acid binding. The record is from RefSeq and is a predicted model, not a curated record.